AGAAUUAUGUCAAAAGAAAUAUGAUAAUCCAAAUUUAAAAGGUGUAGAGUUGGCCAAAACAUAUGGAAUAACUAAGUAUCAAAGAAAGUCGGAUUAUCCUAAUAUUGAAGAAGCAUUGUCUAUUUGGGUCAAACAAGCAAUUAGAAAUGAGUUUACUCUCACAGGCCAUCUUCUUCAAGCCAAAGCUAAAGAAUUUGCCACUUUAUUUGAAAUUACUAG
Messenger RNA from Dentiscutata erythropus, 219 nucleotides. The record is from the annotation of a GenBank genome assembly. NCBI's taxonomy places the organism in Eukaryota, Fungi, Glomeromycota, Glomeromycetes, Diversisporales, Gigasporaceae.